This is a messenger RNA of Aspergillus alliaceus, 834 nucleotides long. RefSeq names its product YbhB/YbcL family Raf kinase inhibitor-like protein. The record is from RefSeq and is a predicted model, not a curated record. Lineage: Eukaryota; Fungi; Ascomycota; Eurotiomycetes; Eurotiales; Aspergillaceae. Gene Ontology annotation, molecular function: peptidase inhibitor activity; phospholipid binding. The transcript is spliced from 2 exons. Gene Ontology annotation, biological process: regulation of Ras protein signal transduction; regulation of proteolysis. The annotation marks the transcript as partial.
CUCACAUCAGCACAUCCCAGCUUCAUCAAUCAUUCCUUUUUUAUAUCCUUUCCCUCGCCUAGCUUUCCCUCAUCUUACGCCCCAUUGUUCCAGACAGCUAUACCCACCAUGCCGGAGAAUCGAACUGUCAAAACCGCCCUCUCCCACAUCGACCAAGACCCCUCCAAGGUUCUUGGCCUGACAGUAGGCCCUCACACCAAUAUAAAACCAGGCCAAUACAUCCCCAAAGCCGACGCCCAAUCACCCCCAAGCCUAACCUUCAACGCCCCCUCCCCAUCAACAACCUACAUGGUCAUCGGACUGGACAUCGACGCCCCCUUCCCCUCCUUCGGCGUCCUAGGACCGAUCCUCCACUGGAUCCAACCAGGACUGAAAGCCAACAACAGCGAACUAGAAAUAACCAAACCCUUCGUGGCGAACUAUAUCGGACCCGCGCCGCCGCCUGGUAGCUCGUCGCAUCGGUAUGUGUUCUUGCUCUAUGAGCAGCCCGAGGGGUUCGAUGGGGCGAAGUAUGCGCCGGCGAACGGGCAGAAUCUGAGUAAUUGGCAUCGCAUGAGGUAUGAUCUUGAUGCUUGGGCGAAGGAGAUUGGGCUUGGAGAAGUGGUGGCGGGGAAUUAUUUUAGGAGUAAUUGAGGAGAAUGAGGGUGUUAUUGUGGGCUGUGUUAUGUGUAUGUUAGGGAGGUAUAUGAUAUACUGGUAGUAUUGAUUUUUGAAGGGCGUUGGUAUUGGAGCAAUGUGUUGAGUUCUGUCGUGGAUCGGUGAGGAUACAUGGUGAGGGAAGAUGUACCUUUCCUUAUGCAUGAGGUGAAUGAAGAUCUGGCGAGUUAUGUGCUA